GGGGGGAGAUCCGAGGAAGCGGCGGGGAGGAUCGAUGGCGAAGGGGACGACGGAGAUGGAGGUCGGGUCCGACGGCGUCGCCGUCAUCUACAUCGCCAACCCGCCCGUGAACGCCCUCUCCAUCGACGUCCUGUUUAGCUUGAAAGGGCACUAUGAAGAGGUGCUUCGAAGGAAUGAUGUGAAAGCUAUUGUUCUUACAGGAAGUGGAAGGUCAUUUUCUGCUGGACUCGAUAUUAGUGCCUUCGCUGAUAUUCGCAAACCGGAGCAGCUAAAGGAUCACUGCAUAUUGAUUGAAGCCAUGACUGAUAUCUUCGAAGAUGCUGGGAAGCCAUCAGUGGCUGCUAUUGAUGGCCCUGCUCUUGGUGGAGGUUUAGAAAUUUCCAUGGUAUGCCAAGCACGCAUUUCAACUCCUAAUGCUCAAUUAGGCCUCACGGAGCUUCAGUUUGGAGUAAUACCUGGAUUUGGAGGAACACAGCGCCUUCCCCGCCUUGUUGGACUGACAAAAGCACUUGAAAUGAUGAUGCUCUCGAAGCCAAUUAAAGCCGAAGAAGCCCAUGAGCUGGGUCUGGUCGACGCUGUUGUUUCACCUAACGAUUUGUUGAAUAAUGCCCGCCGUUGGGCUUUGGACAUCUAUGAGUCGAAAAGGCCAUGGGCCCGAGCCCUCUACAAAACUGACAAGCUUGAAUCCCCUGAUCUGGCCAGAGAGAUCCUCAAUUCUGCCAGAGUUCAGUCUCGGAAGCGGGCUGCCAAUCUUCAGUAUCCAUUCGUCUGUAUCGAUGCUGUCGAAGAAGGUAUAGUUUCAGGGCCACAAGCCGGGCUUCGGAAGGAAGCCAUGGCUUUUCAGGAACUCUUUUUCUCAGAUACAUGUAAAAGCUUGAUUCAUGUGUUCUUUUCACAACGCGCAACAUCAAAGCAGGUUCCUGGGAUCACAGACUUAGGUUUGAUGCCAAGGAAGGUAUCUAACGUUGCCAUUGUUGGUGGUGGACUUAUGGGUUCUGGAAUCGCAACCGCGCUGAUACUGAGCCAUUAUCCUGUUAUACUGAAAGAAGUCAACGAGGAAUUCCUAAAUGCAGGAAUUGACAGGAUCAAAGAAAACUUGCAGAGUCGUGUAAGGAAAGGAAAAAUGACAAAGGAGAAAUAUGACAAGACCCUCUCACUUCUUACAGGUGUCCUCGAUUAUGAAAAAUUCAAGAGUGUUGACUUAGCAAUCGAGACAGUCGUAGAGAAUGUGAAGUUGAAGCAGCAGAUUUUUGCUGAAUUGGAGCAACACUGUCCUUCCCAUUGUAUUCUUGCCACCAACACUUCCACCAUUGAUCUUGACCUGAUCGGAGAGAAGACAAAUUCCCAAGACCGCAUUGUUGGCACACACUUCUUCGCUCCAGCUCAUAUCAUGCCUCUUCUUGAGAUAGUCCACACCCCUCGCGCCUCUUUGCAAGCAGUUGUCACCUUGCUGGAUGUGGGGAAGAAGAUCAAGAAGACACCAAUAGUGGUCAGAAACUGUACCGGCUUCGCGGUCAACCGGAUGUUCUUUCCGUACACUCAGGCAGCACUAUGGCUUGUCGAUCAUGGAAUGGAUGUUUACAAGAUCGAUCAGGCUUGUACUGAAUUCGGGAUGCCAAUUGGUCCAUUCAGAAUGACAGAUCUGGUUGGUUUUGGAGUUGCUCUAGCCACAGGCAUGCAGCACCUUGAAAACUUCCCUGAGCGGGUCUACAAGUCAAUGCUGAUUUCUCUCAUGACUGAGGACAAAAGAACAGGUGAAGCCUCUCAAAAGGGGUUUUACAGGUAUGAUAGUAAGAGGAAGGCGAGCCCUGAUCCUGAAAUCAUGAACUAUCUCGAGGAGUCGAGGAGAAUUGCAGGAGCCACACCUGAUCCCGAGUUGCUCAAGCUUGACAACAGCGCGAUAGCAGAGAUGGUGUUGUUCCCGGUUAUCAACGAAGCCUGCCGUGUCCUGGGGGAGGGCAUUGCCUUCAAGGCCUCUGACCUCGACAUCGCCUCCAUCUUCGGAAUGGAUUUCCCGCCAUACAGGGGUGGCAUCAUGCACUGGGCGGAUUCCAUCGGCGCAAGGCGCAUUUGCACGAUGCUGUCGGAGUGGGAGAUGAAGUAUGGCCAGUUCUUCAAACCUUGCAGCCACCUGUUGGAGAGGGCGGCUGAAGGUCUUCCUCUGAGCGCAUUGGCGACGAAGACGAUGAACAACCAGGCCAAGGACAAGCUACUGGGAAGCUGCUGAGUCAUGGAAGGGGAGAGCCAGAAGACUGAAUAAACAAGUAACGAUUUGAAAAGAAGUUUCUUGUUAUUUGGCCGAGGUGAUUUCACAAAAGUUGAUCAUGCAAAAUGUGUCUGAAUAAGAGUGAUCAAAGAUGCGCCGCACGAACUCCAUUCGAAUUGUAUCAAAUUUCGAUCAUUGGAUAUAUCAUGUGCGACUGGAUUAUAUACGGAGUUUAAAUCUUGGUGUGUGAAAGAGGUGUUCAAGCAGGAUGAUCUAGCAAGAGUUUGAACUUUGUACUCCUGUUUUGCAAGUAUUUAGUGCACUA
Molecule: messenger RNA, 2531 nt
Organism: Triticum urartu
Lineage: Eukaryota; Viridiplantae; Streptophyta; Magnoliopsida; Poales; Poaceae
Product: glyoxysomal fatty acid beta-oxidation multifunctional protein MFP-a
Biological process (GO): fatty acid beta-oxidation
Cellular component (GO): peroxisome
Molecular function (GO): (3S)-3-hydroxyacyl-CoA dehydrogenase (NAD+) activity; NAD+ binding
Source: RefSeq, a predicted model, not a curated record